GUGGAUCUGCAUUGUAUGUCGAGUCUACCUUGGAAUCGAUUUUAUCUAAAUCGUCAUCGCCCUCACUUUCUAAAACUGGACAGAUGGGUGAUGUAAUGAAAGAAUCCUCCACAAUUGCAUAUACAUUUGCUAAAAGUUUAAUGGCAAUGCGCUAUUCAGAAAACAAAUUUUUCGAAAAAGCGAAGAUUCAUCUGCACGUGCCAGAAGGAGCAACUCCGAAAGAUGGUCCUUCUGCUGGUAUUACAAUGGCAACAUCUCUUCUUUCUCUUGCACUUUCUAAGCCGUUGGAUCCAACUAUAGCAAUGACUGGUGAACUUACACUAACCGGUAAAGUUUUAAAGAUUGGUGGUCUUCGUGAAAAAGCUGUAGCUGCAAAAAGGUCAGGUGUGAAAACUUUAAUAUUUCCGGAAAGCAACACCAGCGAUUGGGAGGAAUUGCCAGAAAAUGUUAAGGAAGGUCUAGUGGGUGUUCCAGUUGCCUGGUAUGAUGAUGUAUUUAAGGUCGUGUUUGGUGAUGUAAGUAGCGAUGAAGCAGAAAAUGCUUGGACUUCAAUGAUCAAAUCAAGUUCAUAUCUGAUUGAUGACAAAGAAAACGGCGCAAAGUCGGACUUUAAAAACACAGUCUAA
Acaulospora morrowiae is the source of this 626-nucleotide messenger RNA. The record is from the annotation of a GenBank genome assembly. Lineage: Eukaryota; Fungi; Glomeromycota; Glomeromycetes; Diversisporales; Acaulosporaceae.